This is a messenger RNA of Trachemys scripta elegans, 1058 nucleotides long. It is a transcript of the gene DCTD, whose product is annotated as dCMP deaminase. NCBI's taxonomy places the organism in Eukaryota, Metazoa, Chordata, Testudines, Emydidae. The record is from RefSeq and is a predicted model, not a curated record. The transcript is spliced from 7 exons. Gene Ontology annotation, cellular component: cytoplasm. Gene Ontology annotation, molecular function: dCMP deaminase activity; zinc ion binding. Gene Ontology annotation, biological process: dUMP biosynthetic process; dTMP biosynthetic process. The coding region runs from base 300 to 827 and encodes 175 amino acids.
CUCCCAGCCCAGCCACCGGCCUCUGCCAGAGCCCCACGCGCGCCCCAAGGCGAACGGUUGGGCGCGGUCACGCGGCAGGGGCGGGGCACAGCGGCUCCGCCCUCUCCUGCUUUGGCGCCAAAGAGCACGGGCACAGCGUGGGCCUGCGGGCAGCAGCGGCGGAGUCGGUGUUAGCGAGAUGAACGGCGAUCAGCCCAGCCCCUGCGGCCAGCUCAAUGGGUGUUCUGGAACUGUAUGUGUGUUGCCAUAACUAACUUGAAGGCUAUCUGGACUUAAAAAAAGGCUGGUUUGGCAGUGAAAUGCUCUGUAAAAAACGGGAGGACUAUUUGGAAUGGCCUGAAUAUUUUAUGGCAGUAGCCUUCUUAUCAGCACAAAGAAGCAAGGAUCCAAAUUCUCAGGUUGGUGCUUGCAUUGUGAAUUCAGAAAACAAGAUUGUUGGAAUUGGAUAUAAUGGGAUGCCUAACGGUUGCAGUGAUGAUUUGCUGCCCUGGACGAGAACAGCACAGAGUAAACUAGACACAAAAUAUCCUUAUGUGUGCCAUGCUGAAUUGAAUGCCAUUAUGAACAAAAACUCAGCUGAUGUGAAAGGUUGCAGCAUGUAUGUUGCCUUGUUUCCAUGUAAUGAAUGUGCAAAGCUCAUCAUCCAGGCAGGUAUAAAAGAAGUUAUUUUUAUGUCUGACAAAUACCAUGAUAGCCCUGAAAUGACAGCUGCCCGGCGCCUGUUUGAUUUAGCUGGAAUUAUAUACAGGAAAUUCAAACCAAAGUGCAAUAAGAUCAUCAUUGACUUUGAUUCAAUUAACGGCAGACCGAGUCAAAAGCCUCUGUGAGUUACGUCUCAUUAAAUCUCUAGAAGAUUGUGAUUAUCCUUUUCUGAGAAGCUGCUAAUGCCUUUCAUCUUGAAGUUACACAUAACUUUUUAAUAGCCACUACAGCUAAAGUAGACAUCUGAAGAAUGUAAGGCCUGAAAUUUUUCUCUGUCAGCCUUGUCAUACAGAAUCUACAUCUAAACUUUUUGGUUGCUGCAUUUUUUUUUUUUUUUUCAAGCCUGCUUUAAAAUC